Molecule: messenger RNA, 653 nt
Organism: Cannabis sativa
Lineage: Eukaryota; Viridiplantae; Streptophyta; Magnoliopsida; Rosales; Cannabaceae
Exons: 2
Coding region: 78-653 (191 amino acids)
Biological process (GO): proteolysis
Molecular function (GO): cysteine-type peptidase activity
Source: RefSeq, a predicted model, not a curated record
UCACUUAUGCUAGGGACAAUGGCCGUCCUAGGGAUGUUCACACUGGCGAAGCCACUAGAUCGUGGUUCGUGAAGUUGAUGGUGCUCAACGAAUGGCUCGAAGAUGCUCAAAUUGAUGCCAUGGCGCACUUAUUGAGAAGAAGACGGACCCUGUACCCGGAAGUCUACACCCGAAAAGGUGUAGUUUUGGACACAUCUGCUCCACAGUUCUUUUCCAUGUUUUGGAAUAUGUGUGAGGGUGACAGGAGCAAGAUCAAAUGGGAUGAGAGCGUCAUGAGCUACGUGCAGGGGAUACCGCACAGAUACUUGCCAUGUUGGGAGAAGCAGGAGUACAUAUACUUUGUGUUGCACCUUCCCAAAGAGCGCCACUGGGUGGCAGUUGAGGUGGAUAUCGAGAACUGGGAGAUCAUUGUAUAUGAUUCUGAUAUCGGUGCCACCGUUGAGGCAGCCAUGGAGUCAUAUUUGAAGCCUUACAGCGAGCUCUUUGCAAAUCUAAUUCGAGAUAGCGGUUAUUUCCAAUACAACAAUUAUGUACAUCCGGUGGAGUUGGGCGAUCUCAGUCAGCUCCUACCCCUCCAUUAUAGACGAGCUACCUCGGAGGUUGUACCACAAACGAACGGCGAGGUGAAUCUCUUUUUCUUUAGUAUAUUUUGA